Molecule: messenger RNA, 417 nt
Organism: Ochlerotatus camptorhynchus
Lineage: Eukaryota; Metazoa; Arthropoda; Insecta; Diptera; Culicidae
Exons: 1
Coding region: 1-417 (138 amino acids)
Source: RefSeq, a predicted model, not a curated record
AUGAAAUUCGCAAUCCUCAGUCUGUUUCUGUUCGGCGCAGUCGUUCUGGUUCAUAGCCAGGACCAAUCGGAACCGCUUAGCACCGAAGACACCACAGUGGCGGCGUCAGAAUCUACAGCACCUGCAGAAGCUGAAGACCCAUCGUCCGCUGCACCAGAAGAAUCGACCACCGAAGAGCAGGAAUCAUCCAGUCCCGAACCGGAGCCGGAGUCAACGACGGUUAGACCUUCGAAGCCACCGCAUCACAAGCCACCGCAUCACAAGCCACCGCACCAUGGAGGACAUCCGAGACCUCCACACCACCACCGACCGCGUCCACCAAUGAGGUUAUCGGGAAAACCGUUGGGACUGGUGCAUUUUCCGGAUGUUGAACAAGAAGAAAUUGAUUUUGAUAAUGAUAUGAUUGUGCUGUUGUAG